Dromaius novaehollandiae (emu) is the source of this 7997-nucleotide messenger RNA. It is a transcript of the gene ELFN2, whose product is annotated as extracellular leucine rich repeat and fibronectin type III domain containing 2. The record is from RefSeq and is a predicted model, not a curated record. Bases 381 to 2786 code for a protein of 801 amino acids. Gene Ontology annotation, molecular function: protein binding. The transcript has a single exon. NCBI's taxonomy places the organism in Eukaryota, Metazoa, Chordata, Aves, Casuariiformes, Dromaiidae. Gene Ontology annotation, cellular component: plasma membrane.
GUGGGAAAGGUGGGAGAGUCACUCCUGAACAUCAAAGAAGAUUCAUUGUCAAUGGUCUGAAUUUUUAUUUAGAAAAGAAGCACAAGGCAGUUCCCUUCCAGCCCACUCUUCCUUUGUCCUAGAUUUUUGGUGUGCUGGAAGUGGAUUGCAUGUGUUCCCCCUGCCCUGUGCUCCUGGCUUGACCCAGAGAACAAGGAGAAAUGGUGACGACACCCAAUACGACCAGGGUGCUCAUGCCCUUCCGCUGCUAAACCCUUAGUAACUGGAUCCUUUCUUUUCUCUCUGCUCCUUACUUCCCUUUUUCUGUGGUUGUGGGAUUUUGGGUCUUUUUGUUUUUCGGGUUUUUUUUGGGGGGCCUGCUGAGGGUGCCACUGCAGACCAUGAUGUGCCUGGGGUUGUGGGCAGCUGCCCUGCUCUGCUUGUUUUUCCCUGGCACCGUGCAAGGUGACUGCUGGCUGAUUGAGGGGGACAAAGGUUAUGUGUGGCUGGCCAUCUGCAGCCAGAACCAGCCCCCAUAUGAGACCAUCCCCCAGCACAUCAACAGCACGGUGCAUGACUUGCGUCUGAAUGAAAAUAAGCUCAAAGUGGUGCUGUACUCCUCCCUCAACCGCUUCGGCAACCUGACUGAUCUGAACCUGACCAAGAAUGAGAUCUCCUACAUUGAGGAUGGGGCUUUCAUGGGCCAGUCAAACCUCCAGGUCUUGCAGUUGGGCUACAACAAACUCACCAACCUGACAGAGGGCAUGUUGCGGGGCAUGGCCCGGCUCCAGUUCCUCUUUGUGCAGCACAACCUGAUUGAAUUGGUCACCCCUGCUGCCUUCUCCGAGUGUCCCAGCCUGAUUAGCAUUGACCUGUCUUCUAACCGUCUCAGCCGCCUGGAAGGGAACACUUUCACCAGCUUAAGCAAUUUGAUGGUGUGUGAGCUGGCUGGCAACCCCUUCAACUGUGACUGUAGCCUCUACAACUUUCUUAACUGGCUGGCACUCUUCAACAAUGUUACCAAGAACUAUGACCGGCUCCAGUGUGAGACUCCACGGGAGUUUGCUGGGUACCCGCUCCUGGUCCCUCGGCCCCACCACAACCGCAAUGCCAUCACCAUCUUCCAGUCCAUGUGCCGAGGCGGCACCAUCCCUUCCCUGUCCAGGGUCAACCCUACCCCUUAUACCCCUGACUCCCAGCGAGAUCUGGAUGAGGGCUCAGCCAUCAGUCCUGGGGACUUCCUCUCGGUUAAGCCUCCAGCCUCUUCCACCACUGACUCCUCCUUUAGUCCCAGCAUCAAGCUCCAUGAUGUCACCAUCACCUCAGCUAUUCUGAUGGUAACCAUCCCCAUGCCCUACAGUAAGAUGUAUGUGCUGGUCCAAUACAACAACAGCUAUGUUUCUGACAUUGCGACACUGAAGAGCAAGAAGGAAUAUGUCACUGUCAACAAGCUGAAGGCCCACACUGAUUACACUUUCUGUGUGGCCUCCAUCCGCAACAACCGGCGCUACAACCACACUUGUCUGACCUUUGCAACCAGGAGCAAAGGCAGGGAGGACCCUAUCUCCAGCACUUCCACUACAACACACUACAUCAUGACCACCCUGGGUUGCCUCUUUGGGAUGGUCAUUGUCCUUGGGGUGGUGUACUAUUGUCUGCGGAAGCGGAGGAUGCAGGAGGAGAAACAGAAGUCCCUCAAUGUCAAGAAGACCAUCCUAGAAAUGCGUUAUGGAUCAGAUAUUGAUACAAGUACUAUGGUCCACCCUUCCCAGAAGCUGGGUGAGCCACCAGUCAUCCCUGUCUCACGGAUGUCCUCCAUCCCUUCCAUGAUUGGAGAGAAGUUGCCCCCAUCCAAAUCAAUGGAAUCUGGGAUGGAGACCCCUAAAGUCACUACUAAAGGCAACUACAUUGAAGUACGGACUGGUGGUGGGGAUGGGCUGGAACGGACCCAGCGGGAUGAGGAUCUGAGGGAGCUUGACAAUGGGCAAGGCUCAGCUGCUGAGAUCUCUACUAUUGCCAAGGAGGUAGACAAGGUCAACCAGAUCAUUAACAACUGCAUUGAUGCCCUCAAGCUGGACACAGCCUCCUUCCUGGGUGGUGGGACUGGCGUUGACUCAGACAUGGCCUUUGAGUGCCAGUCCAUCCCUGCCAGUUCCUCGGGUGGGCUAGAGCGGCCCAGCUUUCUUUCCCCCUCCUACAAAGAAAGCUCCCACCACCCUUUGCAGCGCCAGCUGAGUGCAGAUGCUGCUGUGGCCAGAAAGACUUGCAGUGUUUCCUCUAGUGGAUCCAUCAAGAGCGCCAAGGUCUUCAGCUUGGAUGUGCCUGACCACCCACCACUGGGCAAGUCUGACUCCAAAUACAUUGAGAAGGGCAGCCCACUCAACAGCCCUUUGGAUCGUCUUCCCUUGGUGUCCCCGGGUGCCAUCCAUCACUUGGAGGUCAAGCCUUCUUACCACUGCAGCGAGCACCGACACUCCUUCCCGGCCCUGUACUAUGAGGAAAGUGCUGACACCUUGAGCCAGCGGGUGUCAUUCCUCAAGCCGCUCUCCCGGUCCAAGCGAGACUCCACGUACUCCCAGCUCUCCCCCAGACACUACUUCUCGGGCUACUCCUCCAGCCCAGAGUACUCGUCAGAGAGCACCCACAAGAUCUGGGAGCGAUUCCGGCCUUACAAGAAGCACCACAGGGAGGAGGUUUACAUGGCGGCUGGGCAUGCCCUGAGAAAGAAAGUCCAAUUUGCCAAGGACGAGGACCUGCAUGACAUCCUGGAUUAUUGGAAAGGAGUCUCUGCUCAGCAGAAGCUGUGACUCUCCCUUGCUCUUUCCAAGAAAACAAUACAAAACAAGAAAUCCCCAAUGACCAGAAAAAAAAUGCCACUUGACUGUGAAAAAUAAACCGACCACAAAAUACUCCUGACAAAUACAAAACUGACAAAGUCAUUUCUUAAAGUUUACAGCAACAACAGAAAACUCACACACACAGACACACACACAUAUUGAAUUGUCUCUACCGUGUUACAGGGACCAUUGUUAAUGCCUGCAGAUGGCUGCAAAGAGCAGCUUGCUCUGAUACUGUGGUAACAACACUUGAGUGUGGAGGGAUGAGACUGGCCUGGGAGGGGGUGGCAGCAGUGGCAGUGGAAGGGCAGGGAAGGACUCUCACUGAGGAUGAAACUUGGCUGUGAACUAUUGCCCUUUCUGUUGCUGUGGCUACUUGAGGGCUGAUUUUUCUUUUGGGUGGCAUGGGAGGACCUUGAAUUAGUAAGAGCAUCUCUGCCCACAUCAUGCACCUCCAGAUCUUCGAUGACACUACUUUUCCCCCCUUUUCCUUUGGCAGAGGAGGCUUUUCUCACCCUCCUGUCCCCUUCCAAGAUUGGUGGGAUUUGUUGGAGGAAGUUCUCUCACUCCUUUUCCUUUUCCUCUUCUCUACUUCUCUUUGUUAGGGCUCCCUAGGCUUGUGCUUUCUAUCCAAAUACUUUAUGAACCUCCAUCCAGAAGACGUAUGAAGGGCAGAGGGAGGAAGGAUCUGCCACACAACAGUUUUUGUGCCUUUGCUGCUCUGUCCCCUUCUCCCACCAUGUUAGUGCUAAAGAAUGCCCAGAGACUCUGGAGUGGUGGGCAUUCCCCAGGCCUGCCCAGAGCCAGUCAUCUGCCAGUGAGUGAGGCCAGGGGGUAUGACUGGGCUCUUUGGCAGGGCAAGUCAGGUCCUCAGGAGGGAGUGGUGAAGAAAGAUGCAGGAAGGUUGAUAUCUCAGAGAUGUGAAGGGUUCUCCACCUGUUCCUGUUUCCCCAUGGGUGUCACAGGUCAGGGGUCCCUCUCCCCAUGCCCACCCAUGCUCAGUCUGCCCUUGUGCAGUAGGUUUUGAGCUCCCUAUUCAUGCUUCCCUUCCUAUGAGGAAGGCAUCUGGAUCUCAUCUUCUGCAGCCCGCCCCAACUGACUUGCACCACAGGGGAGUGGGAGGGCAUCUCCCAUCCUCCUUGCUUGCUUGGGAGGGACAGAGCAAGAGGAUUUGAACAGCAGGAUUCCUGUUUCUUCACUCUUGAAGUUGACAGAAAACCACUAAGUGGUUUUCCCUUGAAUAAGAUACUCUGGCAUGGAUAGGGGACAGCCUAAGUUGAAGGCAGGAGCACAGAAAAUGAAAGGCAUGUGAGAAGGGGCCUUGGAGAAGCCCAAGAGGAAUGGCUCCAGAAAAAGCCCCCUUUGUGUGUGCAGCUAUACUGGGAGUACUGGGAUAGAGGAGGAUGACAGCCCCUGGAUGGCACUGGAUACUUAGAAGCCCUCAGGAGAGUUGGAACAACUUUUUGCCUCCUAAACCUUCCACCUCCUUGCACUCAGCUGCCACAGACUUUUCUUAGGGAUUUUUUGAUGUCCUGCCAAAAAACUAUUUUCCCUUGCUAGCCCCCGAUCUCUGUCUCUGGGAUAGGAAAUAUGCCACAGAGUUGGGAAUAAGCCUGCUGCUUUUUCCACUUUGUCCUGUUUCUGAGCAGCCCAGCAAAUCACAAUCUUGGCACCUUCUCCCCCGAAGUUUGCUUGUCUAGCAGGGGUUGCUGCCUGCCAGGUGGAUCUUCACUGCAGCAGAGUGGCCCUUCCCUCCAUAAGCUGCACAACCCAAUCAUCAUUGACAAUCUUUUGUCCCUGUCAGGCUGAGGGUGAGGGCCUGUGUUGUGCUAGCCUCUCCCAAGGGGCUAUUUCUUUAUGAGGAGCUACUCAGAAGCUCCAGGGUAUUUGGAGGCCCUGGGAGAGUAGGAGAUUCUGGGAGGGAUUUAUGUGCUGCCUGCAGAGAAGUUGUCAGUCAUCUGUCAGAUAGCAACAUUGCCAGCUGUGAGAACUAGUUUCUAUGAUACAGGUGACAUGGCUUCAUCUUCUGUAAGUAGGGAGCAGCAGUAGGCAGACAGAGCCUGUUCUGGGAAAACCAGAGAGAAAAUCCCCAAGGUCUAAACCUGUGAAGAGCCUUGGGUUUCCUUCCUCAUAGGAAUGCUGAUGGUAACAAUCCUAAGGCAGUCCUGGGGUCCCAUGGCCUCAGUCCUAUUCACUAGCAGUCUGCUUUCCUCCAGUCAAACAUUGUGUUGCCUUGAAUUGAGGCCAGAGGUAUUCAUGGGACUGACUCCAUUCUGUAAGAGCUGGUGCAGCCUAAGAGAAGGGGUGUGUAUGCUGUGUAUGCACACCUGUAUCUGCAGGGGGAUGAAGGAAAGUUGCAUCGCUGCUGCCAAAGCCAAAGGCCCCUCCAUGUCGGGAUACUGCAGCAAAUCAAGAUAGGUAAAUGCUGCAAGAGGUGCUUAGACACAGCAGAGAUCUGUCCAGUUACCACAUGGAGCAAGCCCAGUGGUCUUUCAGCAUGACAACCAUCCAAGCAGGAAAGGCAAAUAGUGGGGGGCAGAAUUGGACAGGAAAAGGCAGGUGACAGGCAUGGGGGGAGAAAGUCCUGUUCCUCUCCCCCCUUUCCCCUCUGUGCUUCCCUUCUGCUAUAUGGUCCCGUAAUCAGUUCCACUCAUUCUAUAGUUUUGGGUGGGAGCCUUAACCUAUAAUGGUUUCUGCUCCUUUCUCCCCUCACCCCGACAAGGCAGAAAAGAGAGGUCAGGGAUAUAUUUAUUGUCGGGCCCUUCUUUUGCCUGUGGCAGGGGUAAGGCUGGGUAGGGGGGACAAGCCAUUUCUGUUCCUACUGUAGCCCCCCACCCCAAAUCAGUGGGUGAAUUUUGCACAAGAUGGACUGUUCUGUGGGAGGAAGAAGGCAAAGGAGGAACAAAGUAUCCUGCCUUCCUUCCUCCUCCCUUUUUUCCUGUCCUGCUCCCUCCCCAGGGACAAGGGCUCACAAAAUGAUGCCAGCCCUGCUGGAGGGAAGCAGAUUUAAUGUUCUAUUUGCAUGAUGAUUUUACUGUAUUUUUCUCAGCAAACACCUGUUGUGUAUGUGCCAGUUUGUUGGAAGUUAUCCCCUUUCCCCAAAGUCUCUCCUGUCCUUGUCCCUGUUUCUUCUGCUCCCUUCCCUCAUCCCUGAUGUGAUUUUUAUGAGAGACUCUUAUCAGUUUUGGAGGGAACAUGCUCCAAAGAGAACCAAGUCGAAUCAGCCCCAUAAGAAGCACCCUUUCCCCUUUCAGGUGUUCCCCUCCUCUGGCCCCAAAUGUCCUCUUUUAGCUGUUUUUCAGGGUUGUGUGUGUGAAGGGGGAUGUGUUGUACAUCAAAGACCUGCUCUUUCUAGCGGUCAUCAUUCCUCCUAAUUAUUUAGAAACAGGAGUGAGUCUACAAGCAAGGCUAUUCUUAGAGGAACAAGGAAUGCCUCAUCUGCAGAGAAAACUCUGAUAUAGUGAAAGCUUGAUUUGGAGCCUGUUGCAAUCACUAGAAACCCCCUCCAUUGAUUACAGGGGGCUCUGAAUUAGGUCUGUCCUACGUCUCCUCCCCUGAGGGUGGACCUGGCAGAGGGCGGGGUGUGACAAAACCUGUAAGGCUUCUGUGCUGGGGAAGAGUGUAGAAAGACUGCGUCAGGUUUCUAAGCUCUCUAUGGCUUGGCUUUGGUGAGAGCCCUGCACUCCUGCCUUCUUCCAGAGCAAAGUGGAUCCAUGGGGCAGAACUAGGACUGGCUCCCUUCACAUUUUGUUUCUGGGUUGGUGAAUCUUGGCAGGGAAAGCAAUUUACUUCACUUCACUGGAAAGACAGGAGGGUGAGGAAUGAAGGUGGGUGCCAACCUGCCCUCUCCCCACAGGAACAGGCUCGGGGGAGCCUGGGCUGGACUCCUGUGCCCAGUGGAGUAAACAUUAGACCCUAGGAUUGCUGUUGCCAUGGGGCAGAGCCUUUUCCCAUCCCUGCAGAUGCCGCCCCCAUCUUGUGCUGUAGUGCCACGUUCCCCUCUUCAGUUCCCCACUCUUCCAUGCUGAAUAAAUCCCUCCUGAGACAGGUGUGAAAUAUUCAUGACUGACAAAUGAAGAUUUAUGUCAGGCUGAGGAGGGCUCUAUGUGUUUGCAAUGCUAAUCAGCCUGUCUGCCUGGAAGAGGCUCUACCAGGCGGGGGAAGGAGGAAGAGACACAGGAGGGAAAGGAUAACAGGAGCUGAAGAAGGGACAAGUGGGGCUGACACAGGAGGGAAGAGGAGGGCCCCUAAAGGGACAGCGUAAUGGGUGUAGGGAUAAGGAGGAAACAGAUGGAGGGGGCGGAGAAGAGGGACAAGCUAGAAGGAGCAGGGGGAAGAGGUGGCUGCACAGAGAGUGAUGGGAUGAUAAAGGGAGAAAGAGAAAAGGGGAGAAGGGGUUUACUGGAGGGGUGGACGCUGUCUGAGAGGAGGUGGGGAGUAGCUCAGCAGUGCCUGAAGAGAAAGCUGGGUAGACUUCAUGAUGAGCUGUGGCCCCUCUCUGUAGGGCAGAGGUCAACGCUACAGGGUGGGCAGCUGCCACACAGGCAGGAAUGAGAACAAGGGCCCUGAAAGCACAUUUGCCAUGUGUGUUGCUGAUCGGAAAGCUCAGCUGCAUCUGGAAGAGCACACAGCCUCCAAAAGCCUGGAGAACAUCCCUUCCACCACCACCUCCUUCAGCACAAGCUGCCCUGAAGAAAAGCCUCACUGAGCUACAUCCUCUUUCUGGAGCCAGACUGCUGCUGUCCCACCGUCCGAACAAGAGGAAGCAUCUUUGGGUUGGUUUGGUGUGGGAAGGACACAGAGUGCUACUCUCCACUGGGCUGUGGGGUCUCUUGUAGGGCUGGAGGAGCCUGACCCACCUCAGCUGCCCCCUCCCUACCCUCGAUAAGGCAGGUGUUUUAGGGUCUUUCCCUGAAGAAGGGGCAGAGGGGAGUGUCUGCAUUAUCUCCCCCAUACACAUACAUGCACUCCCAAACCCUGUCCCUCCAGCCACUUUGGCCUCAUACUGUGAGAGGCUCUCUUGAUCUGUCUCUUCUUUUCCUCCUCUGCUUCGUGGUAUGAGGAGCUUUUGUCAUACCUCUCCCCAUUCAUCCCUAGCAGGGUAGCUCUCUGCAGGGCAGCCCCAGCCCACCCUGUCUGCAUCACCCUCUUUCCCCAGAUGGAGAGAGGACAAUCUCUGCC